CGAAGUACCUAAUGUUUGGUUGGAAUUCUACGUGUCGCGUACUGGUCGCGUAUGUGCAUACAUACGCCGCAACAUGGCUGCGCCAUUACUUCCAGAAAGAUAACACGAUGAAUAAAAAUACUCGUGGAACAACGCCAGGUGAUGGCUUACGAUCAUUGCGGAGUACUACAUUAUUCCGUGCCGUUAAUUUCGAGUUAUACGUUAAGCCGAACAAAACCAUCAUGAUUCUUGGUAUCAUAGCAAUGUUAAGUUGUUCUGGAUAUAUAUUUUAUAUGAAUACUAAUGAAAAGAAGAACGAUUAUCAUAUUAUGGUUAAAUCAGACGAAACAGUGGAAUUAGUGAAAAAAGUGUCCAAGUGGACUGAUUAAGUAAGAAAUCCUGAUGAAUAAUAUGAAACAUUACAUUACUUUGUAUAAUCAAAUAAUUUAUUUCAUUACAUUAAUAUUUGUUACAAGGUAUUAGUUUAUUUAGUAACAUUUAGUAUUAGAUAAAUAAAGCAUUAAAUAUU
This is a messenger RNA of Trachymyrmex cornetzi, 508 nucleotides long. RefSeq names its product small integral membrane protein 8. Lineage: Eukaryota; Metazoa; Arthropoda; Insecta; Hymenoptera; Formicidae. The record is from RefSeq and is a predicted model, not a curated record. The transcript is spliced from 3 exons. The coding region runs from base 12 to 368 and encodes 118 amino acids.